AUGGCCAAGAUUGGCUCUCCACCUGAAAAUGCUGGUAACGGUAACCAGCCUUCAACUCUAUACUCUCUCGUCAUGACACCCAUCAACAUCACGGUCUUCCUCGUCUCGCUUCUCCUGGUCGAUUUCCGUCACACUGCCGGUCGCAAUAAUUUCUACGCCACAGGCAGUGAACAGGCGAGAUGGAUGCCUCAAUGGCUCCUCCAGCCGUAUCAUCAUAUCGGGCACAAGGAUCACGAUGCCCAUGGUCGCUGGCAUUAUCACAGCAAGCAGAAGAAGCUUAUGAAGAUGGAAGCAGACGAGGCCUUUCAGAUGAGGUCUACCGUACUGGUUUUCCUGGCUGUGGCUCUGGCUCUGGCCACAAGCGCCGUCUGGCUCUUGACGAGAAGUCUGUAUCAUGGCGUUGCUGCUCUCGUUGAGCAUCAAGUCGACAAUCAAACGGCCCCGCCUCCAGGAUUGUGA
Molecule: messenger RNA, 459 nt
Organism: Fusarium coffeatum
Lineage: Eukaryota; Fungi; Ascomycota; Sordariomycetes; Hypocreales; Nectriaceae
Exons: 2
Coding region: 1-459 (152 amino acids)
Source: RefSeq, a predicted model, not a curated record